Messenger RNA from Salarias fasciatus (jewelled blenny), 1497 nucleotides. RefSeq names its product BPTF associated chromatin complex component 1 (gene bacc1). NCBI's taxonomy places the organism in Eukaryota, Metazoa, Chordata, Actinopteri, Blenniiformes, Blenniidae. The transcript has 6 exons. Bases 290 to 913 code for a protein of 207 amino acids. Gene Ontology annotation, cellular component: NURF complex; MLL1 complex. The record is from RefSeq and is a predicted model, not a curated record.
UUUCUUUAUUCUAUGAACCUUUGUUGUAAAACGUUUGUUUAAUUACCGCCCUCUAAACAUGUGAAUAAUCCAUUAAGCAAAGUCGAAUUGACACAUUUCUUCCACGGGAUCAGUCUUUUUUUUUUCUAACGUCCUUUCUCUGUGGACACAGAAUCUCCCAGAAAGCUUUCGGCGCGCCAACGUCACGGCAGCUAACCUUAGCUAGCUGCUAGCUGGCUGUUUGUUUAUUUUUUGCGUCUCAGGAAAUCGUCAACGUAAAAAGAAACAGAACCGAGGUUGCGUCUCCGACAUGACGUCAGCUUCCGCGAAGGUGGGGGAGAUCUUCUCUGCAGCUGGAGCCGCUUUCACCAAACUGGGCGAGCUGACGAUGCAGCUCCACCCGGUGUCGGACUCCAGCCCUGCAGGGGCCAAGUGGACAGAGACGGAGAUCGAGAUGUUGCGUCUCGCUGUGCGUCGCUUUGGAGACGACCUCAACAACAUCAGCACGGUGAUCAAAGAACGCACAGUGGCUCAGAUUAAGAGCACGGUGAAGAGGAAGCUGUACGAGGACAGCCGGGUGCCCAUCUCCUCCGAGUCGCCCAAGAAGACGGUGAAGAAGGCCGCCGCUGUCCCCAUGGCGCCGGCGCCGGCCCCCGCCGCCACUCCUGCCAUGAUCGCCGUUCCGACCUCGCAGGUCGUCGUGGCGACGGGGAUGCAGAACAGCCCCUCCAUGGCCCCGCCCAUCAAGAAACAGAAGACAGCAGACGUCACACUGAGCGCGCUCAAUGACUCGGACGUGAACAGCGACCUGGUGGACAUCGAAGGCCUGGGAGACUCUUCGUCCAGUAAGAAGCUGAACUUCGACCAAGAGAGUCUGAACCUGGACUCCAGCCUCAUCAUGAACUCCAGUGACCUCCCUCUGCUCUCCCGUUGACCUCUGACCUCCACGCGCGCACCAGUCGGUUGACUGAAGGAAGGACGUCGGAGGAAUCGGGCGACGUCUCCCUCGCCUGCCGUUCUGCUUCUUUCACUCCAAACGUUUGGAUCUCUUGUACACGUUGCCUGAAUUCCAUAAAUUGUUUGUUUCCUUCGUCUCCAGACGUCUUCCUCCUCCUGAGAGACUUCUGAUCCUCAAAAACCUUGUGAUGUCCACUUUUAAAUAUGGAAACAAACCCGCUCCAAACAUUUUUAUUUGAAGCUGAAAUAAUCUUAAUGAAUUAUAUUCCUAAGUGGAAGUGGGCGUGUCCGCAGAGAUCAGAGACUUUCUUUAGAGGAAUUCUGGAAUUCUUGAGAAAAAACAGGCGAGAAUCCUUCAGCUUAAGUCUGACGAGUUUUCUUAGUUUUCUGCUUUUUACUUGAUUCCUUCCACCUCCCGGAGUUCGUCGCCUGAAGUCCAUAAAUAGUUUCUUCUUGUUGGAAAGUCGCAGGUUUGACUUUGAGUUUGUGUUGUUUAUGACUGGUGUUUAAAAAAACAAAACUUUUCAAUGAUGUGAAAUAAAGAUAAUUUCUCUUGUUUGA